UGAACCCAACCAAGGAUUUAGAUUUCACAUUAUCUCCAUCCUCUGUGUCCUGUUGCAUUCAUUUCUUCAUCAAACCCCCCUGUAUCUAUCUCUGUAUCUAUCUAUAUCUUUGUAUCUAUCUGUAACACCUUCAUUCUCUAAUGGCAAACACACACUUUCUAUUACAAUCCAACUUCACUUCCAAUUCUUUACUCCAACCAACUUUCCAAUUCCACCCCCUCCCUAUCAAAUUCUCAAGAAAAUUUAGCCCCAUCAAAACUUCACCAAAUUUGAGAAUCAAAUGCUUAAUCUUCAACCGUAACUCGGUAUCCGAAAAGGGUAGUAAUCAGUUUAAACAAAAAGUUACUAAAACUGGUCUAAAUGAGCUCAUUUUGAAAUCAAUCAAGAAAGUUUUUAAGUCCUUGCAGAAGCCUGUUAUAACUGGUGUUUUAUUGGGUCUGUUGUUAUUGUAUGAUCAUCAAAAUGGUUGUGCAGCAAUGGCUGCUUCAGGUGGGAGAAUGGGUGGGAGGUCAUUUUCGUCUUCCUCGUCGUCUUCUUCGUCGAGUUCUAGGAGUUUUAGUACUAGGAGUAGAGGACCCGAGUUGUCGUUUUCUGCCCCUUAUUAUGCUCCUACACCAUUUGGGGGUGGUGGGUUUUUUGUUGGGCCUGCAGUUGGAUUUGGGUCAAGUUUUUUCUUUGUGAUGGUGGGUUUUGCUGCUUUUAUUUUGGUUUCUGGGUUUUUAUCGGACCGGUCUGAUGGUGAUGAUGGUAGUGUGCUAACUGCUACUGAGAAAACUAGUGUUUUAAAGCUUCAGGUUGGUUUGUUGGGGAUGGGUAGAUCACUACAGACGGAUCUAAAUCGGAUUGCUGAGGCAGCUAAUACAUCCACUCCAGAGGGUUUGAGCUUUGUAUUACAAGAGACAACACUCUCUCUGCUUCGACACCCUGAUUAUUGCAUUUCUGGUUAUUCCUCUGUGGAUGUAAAGAGGAGUGUAGAGGAAGGUGAGAAACGAUUUAACCAACUUUCUAUUGAAGAAAGGGGUAAAUUUGAUGAGGAAACUUUGGUCAAUGUUAACAACAUCAGAAAGCAAAGUGCAACAAGUCAGAGAUCUAAUGGGUUCCGUAAUGAGUACAUUGUGAUUACCAUCAUCGUGGCUGCUGGAGGCGUACAUAAACUGCCGCCAAUCAACAGUAGUGCACAAUUGAAGGAAGCUUUGCAAAAGCUGGCCUCUAUCCCUUCAAGCAGAAUUAUGGCAGUCGAGGUGUUAUGGACCCCACAAAAUGAAAAUGAUACUCUUUCAGAGCGAGAAUUACUUGAAGAUUAUUCGCUAUUGCGCCCAUUAUAGGUAAGUUGUAAUGAUACUUUGUACAUAUUACAUAGGCAAUGUACAACGCAGAAACCUGUAUCCCCUCACAGUUUUUCCAUAUGUGUUUUUAACUGAGAUGUAUGAUUUCAAAUGUCGCAUUGUAAUGCUUGUAACAAUUUUUGUUUUGGUAUUGGCGUGUUAUAUGUAGGAACAGGAAAGAAAUAUAAGCAUCUGUGACAAUUUUUGAUUUUGA
Molecule: messenger RNA, 1539 nt
Organism: Erigeron canadensis
Lineage: Eukaryota; Viridiplantae; Streptophyta; Magnoliopsida; Asterales; Asteraceae
Exons: 6
Coding region: 141-1325 (394 amino acids)
Cellular component (GO): chloroplast
Source: RefSeq, a predicted model, not a curated record